Molecule: messenger RNA, 3767 nt
Organism: Gastrolobium bilobum
Lineage: Eukaryota; Viridiplantae; Streptophyta; Magnoliopsida; Fabales; Fabaceae
Product: 5'-3' exoribonuclease 3
Exons: 23
Coding region: 202-3492 (1096 amino acids)
Biological process (GO): nuclear-transcribed mRNA catabolic process
Cellular component (GO): nucleus
Molecular function (GO): 5'-3' RNA exonuclease activity; RNA binding; zinc ion binding
Source: RefSeq, a predicted model, not a curated record
UUGCACUCAGUGGAAUUUGAGAAGGGUAAUAUUGUCAGUGCGGUGCCCUAGCAGGGUAAUAGCACACGCAAGAAAGAGGAGCCGCGGUGGAAUCGUAAUUGGUCUGUCUUAGCAUAUUCUUUUCUGGUUUGAGAAUUGAGAGAGAGAGAGAGAGAAAUUCUUAACUGUUUUUUCGGUGAAUUGAUCUGAGAGUGAAAGAAGAUGGGAGUUCCAGCGUUCUAUAGAUGGUUGGCGGAGAAAUAUCCGAUGGUGGUUGUGGAUGCGAUCGAGGAGGAACCGGUGGUUAUCGACGGCGUUCAAAUCCCGGUCGAUACGAGUAAUAAGAACCCUAACAAUAUCGAAUACGAUAACCUCUACCUCGACAUGAACGGUAUCAUUCACCCUUGCUUCCAUCCCGAGGAUAGGCCAUCUCCGACCUCUUUUGAUGAGGUGUUUGAGUGCAUGUUUGACUACAUUGAUAGGCUAUUUGUCAUGGUGCGCCCUCGGAAGCUGCUCUAUAUGGCUAUUGAUGGUGUUGCACCAAGGGCUAAGAUGAAUCAACAACGGUCUAGGCGGUUUAGGGCAGCCAAAGAUGCAUCUGAUGCGGCUGCUGAAGAAGCAAGGUUAAGAGAGGAAUUUGAGAGGGAGGGCAGAAAUCUUCCUCCUAAAGAAGAGUCCCAGGUUUUUGAUUCAAAUGUCAUCACACCUGGAACUGAAUUUAUGGCUGUUUUGUCAAUUGCGCUUCAGUACUAUAUUCAUCUUAGGUUGAACAAUGACCCUGGUUGGCAAAAUAUUAAGGUUAUUCUUUCUGAUGCAAAUGUUCCUGGUGAAGGGGAGCAUAAGAUUAUGUCCUAUAUCCGCCUGCAGAGAAAUCUUAAAGGUUAUGAUCCAAAUACGCGACAUUGCCUGUAUGGUUUGGAUGCUGAUUUGAUUAUGUUGGCUUUGGCCACCCAUGAAAUCCAUUUUUCAAUUUUAAGAGAGGUUGUGUUUACUCCUGGACAAGACAAAUGCUUCCUCUGUGGUCAGAUGGGUCAUAUGGCUGCAGACUGUGAAGGAAAGGUAAAAAGGAAGGCAGGGGAGUUUGACGAAAAAGGAGAUGCUAUUGUGGCUAAAAAGCCCUACCAGUUCCUAAACAUUUGGACUCUGAGAGAAUAUCUGGAGUAUGAGUUUAGAGUACCUAAUCCUCCUUUCAAGAUUGAUUUUGAAUGCAUGGUGGAUGAUUUUAUCUUCAUAUGUUUUUUUGUUGGCAAUGAUUUCCUUCCACAUAUGCCUACGCUUGAGAUUCGGGAGGGUGCAAUUAACUUGCUGAUGGCCGUCUACAAGAAGGAAUUUAAGGCAAUGGGUGGUUAUUUAACCAAUGGAAGCAAGCCAAAUUUGAGCAGGGUGGAGCACUUUAUUCAGGCUGUUGGAUCUUAUGAAGAUAGGAUAUUCCAGAAAAGAGCUCGAUUGCAUCAGCGACAAGCGGAAAGAAGAAAGCGUGAGAAGGCACAAGCAAGAAGAGGAGAUGAUGCUGAGCCUCAAUUACAACCAGAGUCUCUAGUUGCAGUUUCACGAUUCCAGGGUUCUCGUCUUGCAUCAGCUCCAACACCUUCACCAUUUCAACAAUCUGGGCGUUAUGAUCCCCUCGUGUCCAGUUCAGCUAGAAAAGACAAUAAAGAUGCCUUUGAGAGGCCUCCUAAAGUUGCUAGGAUAUCAUCAGGAGCAACUGUUGCUGCUGCUAUUGUUGAAGCCGAAAAUAAUCUUGAAAUAGAAGUUCAAGAUAACAAAGACGAAUUGAAAACAAAACUGAAGGAGAGACUUCGUGAGAAAUCUGAUGUAUUCAACUCGGAGAAUGCUGAAGAGGACAAGAUUAAGUUGGGAGAUCCAGGCUGGAAAGAGAGGUAUUAUGAGGAAAAAUUUUCUGUUAAAACUCCUGAGGAACUUGACAUGAUACGGAAAGAUGUUGUCUUGAAAUACACUGAAGGCCUAUGUUGGGUGAUGCACUAUUAUUAUGAAGGUGUCUGUUCUUGGCAAUGGUUUUAUCCUUAUCAUUAUGCACCUUUUGCUUCUGAUCUUAAGGACCUUGGUGAGCUUAAUAUUAGCUUUAAUCUGGGUACCCCAUUCAAACCAUUUGACCAGCUUCUAGGCGUUUUUCCUGCUGCAAGCUCUCAUGCACUUCCUGAGCCAUAUAGAAAACUAAUGACAGAUCCGAACUCACCAAUUAUUGAUUUUUAUCCAGUUGACUUUGAAGUGGACAUGAAUGGCAAACGUUAUGCUUGGCAGGGUAUUGCAAAGUUGCCUUUUAUUGAAGAAGCCCGUCUUCUUGCGGAAGUUCGGAAAGUUGAAAACUUGUUAACAGCAGAGGAAACACGAAGAAAUGCUAUAAUGUUCGACUUGCUUUUUGUGAAUUCUUGUCAUCCGCUCUCCGCAUGCAUAAGUACACUUGACAACAAAUGUAGAAAUAUGUUGGGCAGUGAACGUGCUAAGGUCAAGGAAAAAAUAAAUCCCAAAGAAAGGGAUACAUGCAGUGGUGGAAUGAACGGGUACAUAUCUUUAUGUGGUGGAGAACCUUGCCCUCCUAUCUUCAGAUCUCCUGUUGGAAGCAUGGAAGAUAUCAUGGACAACCAUGUAAUAUGUGCAAUAUAUAUACUCCCAGAUGCACAUGAGCACAUUGCCCGACCGCCACAGGGAGUUAAAUUUCCGAAAAAGACUGUGACAAUUGGGGAUCUGAAACCUGAACCUGUUUUAUGGCAUGAAGAUUCAGGUAGGAGGAGACACGCUGAAAACGGGAGGUAUGCUGAAAACGGAAGGUAUGCUGAAAAUGGGAGGAAUAACCCUCCAGGAUCUAUUUCUGGUCGUGAGCUUGGAGAUGCAGCACGCAGACUUGUUGUCAAUUCCUUACAAGCAAAGGUUGACGGUAAUGGACACCGUUAUCCGAUUAAUGGACCCCCAAGGGCUUAUGCUGCUCCAAUGGGUCAUCGACAACCAUUGCCUCCCUAUAAUUAUGAAUCACGCCCGGGAUACGUUGGAAUGCCGCAUUCUGUAGCAACUCCUCCAAUCCAAGGUCAACCACAUUUUGUGCCUCACGCUGCUGUCCCUACUCCUCAGCAGUAUGGUUAUAAUCAACCAUACUCGCCACCGAUGGUCUACAAUCCUCAUCAUCAAUCAAAUUCUUAUGAAAGAAAUGACUAUCAACAGCCUGGAGUACAUCCUUAUGAAAGAAAUAACUAUCAACAGCAUAGAGCACAUCCUUAUGAAAGAAAUAACCUUCAUGGUAGUGAGGGAAAUGCAAGGCAUGGAUUUCAAUCAUCAGGAAAUAAUCAGAAUGCUAGGUUUAUGAGUAGGCAAGGUAGUCAUCAUCACGAAGUUGGUCAUCACAGCCAAAACAUCCAACCACCUAGAGCUUCUCACCAGAGUUGGGCUCCACGGAAUAACACCAGUAGCCACAGGGAAUAUGGUCAACAUUCGGCCAAUCAGUAUUCUCUAUUAGGAAACAGGAAGCCAAUGCCACCACCUGGUUAUAAUCGGAAAUAAAGUCAUUUACUCUAGGGAAUAUUCUACCCCUCGAAAUUAUUGUGUUGUACAAUAUCUUUUCCCAUUUAGUUGAAGUUUGAUGGUUGUAGUAUCAUUUUCUGUUCACUGUCCGAAUAUCUAGUCUAGUCAAGUCAAUUACCUGCAAAUUUUUUAGUGAAUAGAUGAAAUAGAUUAGUAAUAAACCCCUAUAACACAGGUUUGAUAACAUUUUUUAAUUUGAUAGGCCAUUCAAUUGUGUUGUAUGGUACUUGAGGCCCAAAUUUAUAUAUCUAAAG